This is a messenger RNA of Python bivittatus (Burmese python), 806 nucleotides long. The record is from RefSeq and is a predicted model, not a curated record. Lineage: Eukaryota; Metazoa; Chordata; Lepidosauria; Squamata; Pythonidae.
AUGUUCCUUUAUCUGUCUGACUUAUCCAGAAAAGAUCGGAGAAUUGUCAGCAAAAAGUAUAAAAUUUAUUUCUGGAACAUUAUCACAAUUGCUGUAUUCUACGCCUUGCCUGUGAUCCAGCUGGUGAUCACAUACCAAACGGUUGUAAAUGUGACUGGAAAUCAGGACAUCUGCUAUUAUAACUUCCUUUGUGCUCAUCCACUGGGAGUCCUGAGCGCUUUCAACAACAUCCUCAGCAACGUUGGGCACAUGCUGCUGGGUGUCCUUUUCCUGCUGAUCGUAUUGUGUCGAGACAUUCUCCAUCGGCGCUCCUUGGAUAAGAAAGACAUCUGUACAAUGGAAUACGGGGUCCCUAAGCAUUUUGGCCUCUUCUACGCCAUGGGUGUUGCUUUGAUGAUGGAAGGUGUCCUCAGUGCUUGCUACCACGUCUGUCCCAACUACACUAAUUUCCAGUUUGAUACCUCUUUCAUGUAUAUGAUUGCAGGACUGUGUAUGCUAAAACUAUAUCAGACUCGCCACCCUGACAUCAAUGCCAGUGCUUACUCGGCCUAUGCAUCCUUUGCAGUUGUUAUUUGCCUUGCUGUACUCGGAGUGGUUUUUGGGAAAAAUGUGUGGUUUUGGGCCCUCUUCUCCAUCAUCCAUGUUGUGGCCUCCCUUGGUCUUAGCACCCAGAUUUACUACAUGGGUCGUUUUAAGAUAGGUAAGUUUUAUUUGGAAAGAAAUCUAAUUAAAAUCCAAGCCUAGGAUUUUAGCCAGAAAUAGCAGAUAGUUUUAUAUUUUGGAGAGAAUGCUGGAGAAACACUACA